CACUCGUGUCGCCGCCUACACACAAGACUCUUGUGUAACUUAUGUAACAGCAGAAGCCGUGCUAUCCAAAUCACACAAUUAUAUGCAGGCAUUGUCGUUUUAGACAUUGGUCAGUUUUGUUGCAGGUGUGGAAGUGUUUGGAGCUGAAUGCAGAAGGUUGUAGCUGUGCUUGGUGGGGGGAUUGGGGGUCUGUCGGCCUGCCAUCAUCUGAGCAAGAGUCCUAAUGUUUCCAAGAUUGUGCUGUUGGAGAGAUCUGGGAGAUGUGGGGGCUGGUUGAGCUCCAUACGGAGGGAUGAUGGAGCCGUGUUUGAACAGGGACCACGAGGGGUGCGACCUGCAGGUGCCGUCGGCCGGAACACUUUAAAUAUGGUUUCAGAUUUGGGUCUUGAGUCUGAAAUCCUGCCUGUUACAAAGGAUCAUGUGGCGUCUAAGAACCGCUUCCUGUAUGUGAAGGGACAGCUGCACAAGAUGCCGUCAAGACCUGGUGGGGUUGUCCGCACCAUCCCUCCUUUCUCUCGACCCAUAAUUCAGAGCGUUCUGAAGGAGAUACUGAUCAGAAAAGGGACAGAGGAGGAUGAAUCAGUGCAUGCAUUUGUGUCCAGACGACUGGGUACUGAGCUGGCAGAUAUAGCCAUAGACAGCCUGUGUAGAGGAGUUUUUGCAGGAGACUGCAGACAGUUGAGCAUACGGUCCUGCUUUCCUCCUCUUUAUGAAGCAGAGCGGUCUCGGGGCUCCAUCGUGCUGGGCAUGCUGAUGGGUUCAGGAGGUGGUCCUAAAGUAUUCCCUUCUGACUUGGCAAAGAGAGCAUCUAAAGAGUCUUGGACUCAGUGGUCUCUUAAAAGAGGCAUGCAGGCAUUCCCAGAAGCCUUGGAGGACACGCUGAAGAGACGAGAACGAGUGGAGCUUCAUCAUCAUGCCAAAGUGAAGAGUCUGAACCUGAACAGUGGAGGCUGGGAGAUCAAACUAGAUGAUGGGGUCUCUUUGAAAGCUGAUCAUGUGAUUUCUACACUACCUGCAUCUGAACUAGCACCUGUACUGCCCCCUGCUGCUCAACCUCUGUCGGAAGAGCUGCGAUCCAUCGCUUUAGUAACCGUUGCUCUGGUGAAUUUGGAAUAUGAAGGCUUCAUCCUUCCUGUUACUGGUUUUGGACAUUUGGUGCCUUCCUCUGAAGAUCCAGGUCUGUUGGGGGUGGUGUAUGACUCUGUUCCCUUUCCCCAACACAAUCGGAGUGGAGGAUUGACCACUAGACUGACGGUGAUGAUGGGGGGCGCGUGGUUUGAGCAGACAUUCGGGCAUCCUGAUUCAGUGACGAAGCAGACGCUGUUGGAUCGAGCCACCCAGGCUGUGACCUCUCACCUGGGCGUAAACUCUCAACCUGUAUGGAGUCGCGUCGCUUUACUCAAGAACUGCAUUCCGCAGUAUCAUUUAGGACACUGGAAACGACUUGAAAAGAUGAGGCAAUACAUCAGCAACCACAAUCUGCCCCUUACACUGGCAGGAGCGUCCUACGAUGGUGUCUCUGUCAAUGAUGUUGUAUUUAGCGGACGGACUGCAGCUGAGGGCCUCGUUGGGAAAACAUGACUUACGCUAACUUAAUUUUGUCUGCUUUUAUUGAAUAUUAUAGGUUUUGUGAUAUCCGAUUGGUGAUUCAUGGGAAGCAUCUGAAAAAUAUACACUACCGUAUGAACAACAUGCUUUACUUUAAGUAUAUUUCAAUAUAAUUUGAUAAAUCAUAUGUUUUUUUUUCCAAAUAAAAUCGAAAUAUCUAAACAUUAACUCAAGAAGCAAAACUGAGAAAGUUAGGAAGACUGUUUUCAAAGAAAAUAUUUUAUUUUUGGUGCUCCAUUGCCUUUCUUUUUUUUUUUUUUUUUUGAAUCCCUAAAUUCUCAUUUAUGUUUAAAAUAAGGGGCACUUAAAUGAGGAAUAUAAUAUAUUUUCAUCAGUCAGUUUCAUUAAAGUUUGACAUCUUGGGCUGGAAAAUUGUCAAUUGCUACUUGUAUCUCACCCAAAAAGUCUGUCUGAAUCAAUUUUGCCAUUAGUAAAGGUUAUUCUGACCUGCAUUCAUGUCCCCUCAGCAUCUAUCAGUAAUGGCCAGGGGCAGACUUAGAUUUUCAAAAUGCAGUAUAUUUUAACUCAUCUCUUCCAUUUGUCUGAAAGAAGAUGGUAGUUUUCAGGUAUUUUGACAAGGCUGAGAUGAAGUGCCAUUACAUCAGGUUGCACUAAAAAACAUUUUGCACUGAACAUUUUACACCAUUACACUGAAGUGGCUUCGAUGGCAAAUUUACAACUUCUAUUUUGCAUUUAAGCCAAGCAGCAAAUUGGAAAUGGCUAUGACAUUCUGCAUUGUCAUUGACUUUCAAAAGGAAAAAAAAUGUAAAGUAUACAAUUACUCUGAGAACCAGACCUUUAAUGGGUGCUUGAGAGCCAAUUGUUUCACACACAUAUUGUUUCCAAAGCAUUUCUCUUAAUGUGUCAAAAAUAGUGUGCCUUUUUGCCUUUUACAUGCAGUACUUGCGAGAUAUCAUUAUGGAUCCAUAUGCAACGAAGACUGAUUGUGCUGCUUUCAGCCUUAGGUGCUUAUAGUGAAUGUGAUUUUUUUGUAGUAUGUAACAACAAUAAUUUCAUGAAAAACCUCAAUGUUUUUUUCUGACAACCACUCAAUAAAUGAUCGUGUGUUUUUA
This is a messenger RNA of Carassius auratus (goldfish), 2681 nucleotides long. Its product is annotated as protoporphyrinogen oxidase-like. NCBI's taxonomy places the organism in Eukaryota, Metazoa, Chordata, Actinopteri, Cypriniformes, Cyprinidae. The record is from RefSeq and is a predicted model, not a curated record. Gene Ontology annotation, molecular function: protoporphyrinogen oxidase activity, oxygen as acceptor. Gene Ontology annotation, biological process: heme biosynthetic process. The transcript is spliced from 13 exons. Gene Ontology annotation, cellular component: mitochondrial inner membrane. Bases 148 to 1581 code for a protein of 477 amino acids.